Thamnophis sirtalis is the source of this 1980-nucleotide messenger RNA. It is a transcript of the gene FLRT1, whose product is annotated as fibronectin leucine rich transmembrane protein 1. Gene Ontology annotation, cellular component: plasma membrane. Gene Ontology annotation, molecular function: protein binding. The record is from RefSeq and is a predicted model, not a curated record. Lineage: Eukaryota; Metazoa; Chordata; Lepidosauria; Squamata; Natricidae.
GCGUCACCAACAGCCGCCGUGGUGACCGCCACCGUGGUGACCACGGCGGCCGCCAUGGACUUGCGCGACUGGAUCUUCCUCUGCUACGGGCUGGUGGCCUUUUUGAGCGAGGUGAUCGACAGCACGACCUGCCCGUCCGUCUGCCGGUGCGACAACGGUUUCAUCUACUGCAACGACCGGGGUCUCACCUCCAUCCCGGCUGACAUCCCGGACGAUGCCACCACCCUCUAUCUGCAGAAUAACCAGAUCAAUAACGCGGGCAUCCCUUCUAGUUUGAAGAAGAAACUCAACGUUCAGGUCAUCUACCUCUACGAAAAUGAUCUGGACGAGUUCCCCAUCAACCUGCCCCGCUCGUUGAAGGAGCUGCACCUGCAGGACAACAACGUGCGGACUAUCGCCCGGGACUCCCUGGCCAGGAUCCCUCUGCUGGAGAAGCUGCACUUGGACGACAAUUCGGUCUCCACCGUCAGCAUCGAAGACGACGCCUUCGCCGACAGCACCCGCCUCAAGCUGCUCUUCCUCUCCCGCAACCACCUCAGCAGCAUCCCUUCCGGGCUGCCGCGCACUCUGGAGGAACUCCGCUUGGACGACAACCGCAUCUCCACCAUUCCCCUCCACGCCUUCAAGGGCCUCAACAGCUUGCGGCGCUUGGUGCUGGACGGCAACCUGCUCGCCAACCAGCGCAUCGCGGACGACACGUUCAGCCGCCUGCAGAACCUGAGCGAGCUCUCGCUGGUGCGCAACUCCCUGGCGGCCCCGCCGCUCAACCUGCCCAGCGCCCACUUGCAGAAGCUGUACCUGCAGGACAACGCCAUCAGCCACAUCCCGUACAACACCCUUUCCAAGAUGAGGGAGCUGGAGAAGCUGGACCUGUCCAACAACAACCUGACCACUCUGCCCAAGGGUCUCUUUGACGAUCUGGACAGCCUCUCCCAGCUCCUGCUGAGGAACAACCCAUGGUCCUGCAGCUGUAACCUCAUGUGGCUGAGGGACUGGGUCAAGGCCCGAGCAGCGGUGGUCAACGUCAGAGGACUGAUGUGCCAAGGGCCUGACCGGGUCAGAGGGAUGGCCAUCAAAGACAUCACCAACGAGAUGGACGAGUGCUUUGAAGCCGGCCAGCAGAGCAAUGCGGCGGCGGCGGCAGCCAAAACGACAGCCAGCAACGCUGCCGUCACCACCCCGCAGGGCUCCCUCUUCACCCUCAAAGCCAAACGGCCGGGCAUCCAGUUGCCCGAUUCCAACAUCGACUAUCCGAUGGCCACCGGGUCGGGAGCCAAGACGCUGGUGCUGAACGUCAAGCCACUGACCGCCGACAGCAUCCGCAUCAGUUGGAAGGCAUCCCUCCCAGCGGCCUCCUUCCGCCUCAGCUGGUUGCGCCUGGGCCACAGCCCGGCCGUCGGCUCCAUCACCGAGACGCUGGUGCAAGGCGACAAGACCGAGUACCUCCUGACCGCCCUGGAGCCCAAGUCCACCUACAUCAUCUGCAUGGUCACCAUGGAGAUGGGCAACACCUACAUCCCCGACGAGAGCCCCGUGUGCGCCAAAGCCGAGACGGCCGACGUGUACAGUCCCACCACCACCCUCAACCACGAGCAAAACCUGGACCCCAUGGCUGGGCUGCCCUUGGCGGGGAUCAUCGGCGGGGCGGUGGCCUUGGUUUUUCUCUUCCUGGUCAUGGCCGCCAUUUGCUGGUACGUCCACCGGACCGGGGAGCUGCUGACCCGCGAGCGAGGCAGCCGGAAGAAGGACGACUACAUGGAGUCGGGCACCAAGAAAGACAACUCCAUCUUGGAGAUCCGAGGGCCCGGCUUGCAAAUGAUCCCCAUCAACCCUCACCGGGCGAAGGAAGAGUACGUCAUCCACACCAUAUUCCCUUCCAACGGAACCAGCCUUUACAAAAGUACCCACACAAUUGGCUACGGCACAACUCGGGGAUACAGAGAAGGGGGCAUCCCAGAUGUAGACUACGCCUAUACAUGA